UCGUGAUCUUCGUCGUGGACCGAACUACGAAAAAUCGAACCUGAUCGAUCUCCGUCGAUCACGCGCCAUAUUUUCCGCGACUUCGAUCUUCGAUUAUUUCGGCUCAGCUCGUGUUGUUUCGAGACCUGAGAUCGUGGAACGCGAGACUCGUGCCGAAUGAGAGUUCGAGGAAUCGAGAUUUGAACGAAAAUCGAUCGAAUAUACACGUUCCGAUAUUAUCGGAACCGUUGCGAUUACCGUGUGCUUUUUGCCUACUUUGCAGAUUUACAAUCUUCGCAUUGGAUUUCGUUGAUCGCUCGUGUCUGCGGUGCGACGUCUUUUCGCGAUGCUAGGUGAUCGAAGCGCGACACGUGGAGCUUCGAAAUAGCCAGAGAUGUCGCAGCCGCCGUCGAAACCCCAUGGAAAACCCGGACCAGGGGGUAGCUGGACGCCCAGACCGAACGUGUCUGGCCAGUACAGACCUCCUUCUCCUUACAGUCCCACGGGCUCGCCGCAUCCUCAGCGAGCUCGAGGACCACCUACUCCGGUUCAUCAUGCUCAUCCUGCGUCGCCCUUGACGUAUACUGGAAUGAGGCACCCGAUGAGCCCAGUGCCGAUUGGAAUGCCGAUUUCUCCUGGAAUGUCGCCUGUUUUUGGAUCGCCCACAGGAUACAUACAGUGCCCUAGACCCAGGUGGCCGUCACCGAUUCCAGUAGGAAGUCAAGCGCCUAGGCCUUUUAUACCGAUGCAGAGUUCGUUGGAAAGUGGCGCAACACCGCCCUUGGUCAGCGCACCACCGGAAUACAUGAUUGGAACAUACAGACCCGGUGAAUACGAAUAUGUUGGAGUGCCAUUGGAUCACUCGCAAACGGAAGAAGAGUCCAGCGGACCCAGUACCGCCGAGAUAAUAGCUAACCAAAGUCAAGAUUACGUGGAUGAGAAGCUUGCCGAGUAUCAGGCUACGAUACAACAGCUUCAAAGUGAGUAUUUCUUAGCAACAGUGUACAUAUUUGCACGUUUUUAUGCGGUUCUUAAAACGAUAAUCCCAAAUUUAUCUCUUUUCUUGCUUGAUAAGUUUAUGAUAACGAUUAAAAAUAAUAGAUUACAAGUAAUAAUUAGUAUUAAUCAUAUAACUGUGUGUAACCAGUGUAUUUUGAAGAAUUAUGGCGUGAGAAGUUCUUCAUUGGACGAGACAGUUUUUAUAGAAAUUUUAUAA
Molecule: messenger RNA, 1195 nt
Organism: Bombus impatiens (common eastern bumble bee)
Lineage: Eukaryota; Metazoa; Arthropoda; Insecta; Hymenoptera; Apidae
Product: extensin-like
Exons: 3
Coding region: 374-1195 (273 amino acids)
Source: RefSeq, a predicted model, not a curated record